AUGGCCCAUAAUAAUGCUGAACAAACAUUGAGACACAGUGAUUUCAGUAUCGAUCAUAUUUUGAAUAGAGCUGGAAGCAGUUAUAGUAAUAGUGAAAAAACUGGUGAUAGUGAUAAAGCGAGUUUUCAAUGGUUGCAGUGCUCUAGAUAUUGUCCUCCUAGAAUACCAAGAAUCCAUAAAAAAGAAGCUCAAAAACGUCAACUAGGUCGCCAUCCACGUAUCCCCUUUACAACUUACCAGCUCUCGAUUCUAGAACAAAAAUUCAAGGAAAGUCCUUAUUUGGGAAGCGAAGAAGUGAUGACUCUAUCCAACAAACUCCAACUGGCUGAUAUAAGGGUGAAAAUUUGGUUCCAAAACAGGCGCGCGAGAGAAAGACGCGAAAAACUUAGAGGCGACAAUCAGGACAAAAUGCAAGAUGAUGCGGUGGAUGAGAAGUUAUUGGGCAGUAGCAGACCGCAAAAUCCUGAAGAGUUUGUUGCUGAUUACAGUUUUAAAACCUCAUUUACUAAUAAUCUGGUUUUGCCGAGUGGUAGCAGUACUGGACAUCAUAUCAGUGAUAUUUAUAAUAAUAGUUUAAAAAAGUCAAUACUUUUAUCUACGGGAUUGCCUUUAUUUAUUCCUAGUAUUAAUUUUGUUAAUAAAAGUGAUGUUAAUUCAUGA
Ceutorhynchus assimilis (cabbage seed weevil) is the source of this 660-nucleotide messenger RNA. NCBI's taxonomy places the organism in Eukaryota, Metazoa, Arthropoda, Insecta, Coleoptera, Curculionidae. The record is from the annotation of a GenBank genome assembly.